This is a messenger RNA of Glycine soja, 6456 nucleotides long. RefSeq names its product protein CHROMATIN REMODELING 5-like. The record is from RefSeq and is a predicted model, not a curated record. Gene Ontology annotation, cellular component: chromatin; nucleus. Gene Ontology annotation, biological process: regulation of transcription by RNA polymerase II; nucleosome organization. The transcript is spliced from 31 exons. Gene Ontology annotation, molecular function: chromatin binding; histone binding; ATP-dependent chromatin remodeler activity. NCBI's taxonomy places the organism in Eukaryota, Viridiplantae, Streptophyta, Magnoliopsida, Fabales, Fabaceae. The coding region runs from base 560 to 5854 and encodes 1764 amino acids.
UUUCUCCGUGUGUCUCUCUCUAGAGGAAAAAAAAGGGCAAACAAAAAGACUCUCUUCCCCCUUUCAUCUGAACAUCAUGGUCGUUUAAUCCAAAUCGCUUCGUCGUUUAACUCUCUAAAUCGGAAGUUACCACCCGCCGCCACCGCCACCGCCGCGCUCGGCCAAUCUCUCCGCCGCCGCCGCCUCUUCUUCUUUCGAAUCUCGCUCUACCGCGAUUCCUGAAACAUCAACCGAUUCCUCUCUCCUUUUUUUCUCUCUCUUUUCUAUACUUUUGAUAUUCGCAGCCGGCGAUUCCGUUUCCGGCGUGUACUUAUCGGAGGAGGAGCGCGCACAAUUAUUAACCUGCGCACCGUCGCUCGGCGCGGUUCCUUCCGUUCGAACCAAAUUGCCGGAACUCUGUUCCGCUCUCUGAACGUGGAAAGGUCUUGGGGACUGGGGAGACAGAAGAUAACUGAAGCACCACUGGAUUUUUGUCACUUUUUUUUUUUAUUAUGAUUAGUUGCAUCCACAGUGUGGAGAUUAAAGUAAAGAUAAUAGUAAGUUAGUCAUAUGUUACAGGAUGGCUUUCUUUAGGAACUUUUCAAAUGAUACAGUCUCACAUGGUGUCAUGGAAGAUAAAAGCCAAGGACAGAAUGCUAAUAGAGUUCAUAGAUCAGUAGGUAAUGAUUGUACUGAUGCAACUUCUAGUGAGAAAGAAUUUGAUAUGAACAUGGAGGCACAGUAUGAGAGUGAUGGCGAACCAGAUGGUUCCAGUAGACUGCAAACUGAGGCAACAGCCGAUGAUGGAGAUGCUGUGAAAGAAUCAAACUUGCAGACUACUGGUAGUAAAACAGCUAUGGUCGGAAGGUGGGGUUCAACAUUUUGGAAGGACUGUGGGCAAAUGGACCCUCAAAAUGGUUCUGAAUCUGGGCAGGAAUCAAAAAGUGGAUCAGAUUAUAGAAAUGCAGAUGGGUCUGAAGAUAAUUCAUUGGAUGGAAGAGUGGUAAGAGUAGACUCAGAUGAUGAUGAUGGACAAAAGGAGGCAGGAAAAGGUCCAAGAGGUCACUCUGAUGUUCCUGCUGAAGAGAUGUUGUCUGAUGAGUAUUAUGAGCAGGAUGGGGAAGAGCAAAGUGACUCAUUGCAUUACGGUGGGAUCAAAAAGCCCACUGAAUCGAAUUCAUGGCCACAACGGAUGUCAACCUCUGCAAAUAGAACUUUGCAUAGGAAUUCAAGGUUUUCAGAUGAUGUUGAAGAUAAUGAUGGUGAAGAUGAUGAUGAUGGUGAUAAUGAUAAUGAUGGUGAUGAUGCUGAUUAUGAAGAAGAGGAGGAAGCUGAUGAAGAUGAUCCUGAUGAUGCAGAUUUUGAGCCCGCCACAAGUGGUCAUGCUGGAAACAAGGAUAAAGAUUGGGAAGGUGAAGGCUCGGAUGAUGAUGAUGACAGUGACGGAAAUAUAGUUGUCUCAGAUGAUGAUGAAUCUUUCUAUGCUAAAAGACCUAAAGGAAGGCAACGAGGUAAGAUUGGACAAAACAUAAAAUCUACCAGAGAUCGCAAAGUGUAUGUUGCAUCAGGUCGACAAAGAAGGGUUAAAUCAUCUUUUGAGGGCAACGAGUCAACAACGGAGGAUUCCGACAGUGAUAGUGAUGAGGAUUUCAAAAGCACUAAAAAGCGGAGUGUUCAUGUCCGCAAGAACAAUGGUCGCUCAUCUGCAGCCACAGGUUUUUCUUCGCGCAACAGUGAGAUUCGCACUUCUAGUAGGACAGUCAGGAAGGUAUCAUAUGUUGAAAGUGAAGAGAGUGAAGAAGCUGAUGAAGGGAAAAAGAAAAAGUCCCAAAAGGAAGAAAUUGAAGAGGACGAUGGUGACUCCAUUGAAAAGGUGCUCUGGCAUCAGCCAAAAGGCAUGGCUGAAGAUGCUCAAAGGAAUAAUAGAUCAACAGAGCCUGUUUUACUGAGUCACUUGUUUGAUUCGGAAAUUGAUUGGAAUGAGAUUGAAUUUUUGAUAAAAUGGAAAGGACAGUCACAUUUGCACUGUCUGUGGAAAUCUUUUGCUGAGCUGCAAAACCUCAGUGGUUUUAAGAAGGUUUUGAAUUAUACAAAGAAAAUAAUGGAAGACAUCAGGUACAGGAGGACAAUCUCAAGAGAGGAGAUUGAGGUAAAUGAUGUUAGUAAGGAGAUGGAUUUAGAUAUUAUCAAACAGAACAGUCAGGUGGAAAGAGUAAUUGCAGAUAGGAUCAGCAAAGAUAAUUCUGGCAAUGUUAUUCCAGAAUACUUGGUCAAGUGGCAAGGACUAUCUUAUGCUGAAGCGACUUGGGAAAAGGACAUUGAUAUUGCUUUUGCUCAACAUACUAUUGAUGAGUAUAAGGCUCGUGAGGCUGCUAUGGCAGUUCAAGGAAAGAUGGUAGAUUCUCAGCGUAAGAAGAGCAAAGCAAGUUUGCGGAAGCUUGAGGAACAACCUGAAUGGUUGAAGGGUGGAAAGCUCCGUGAUUAUCAACUUGAGGGUCUGAAUUUUCUUGUUAACAGCUGGAGAAAUGAUACAAAUGUCAUUUUAGCCGAUGAAAUGGGCCUUGGGAAAACUGUUCAGUCAGUAUCAAUGCUUGGUUUUCUGCAGAAUGCCCAGCAAAUCCAUGGUCCUUUUCUUGUAGUUGUUCCAUUGUCCACUUUAUCAAAUUGGGCCAAAGAAUUCAGGAAGUGGCUUCCUGAUAUGAAUAUUAUCAUAUAUGUUGGUACUCGUGCAAGUCGAGAGGUUUGUCAACAAUAUGAAUUUUAUAAUGAGAAAAAACCUGGGAAGCCAAUAAAAUUCAAUGCACUGUUGACUACAUAUGAAGUAGUUUUGAAGGAUAAGGCUGUUCUCUCUAAGAUAAAAUGGAAUUAUCUGAUGGUGGAUGAGGCUCAUAGGCUAAAAAAUAGUGAGGCACAGUUGUACACGACACUUUCAGAAUUUAGCACCAAGAACAAGUUGCUUAUCACCGGUACUCCUCUACAGAACAGUGUGGAAGAACUAUGGGCUUUGCUUCAUUUCCUUGAUCCAGACAAGUUCAGGAGCAAGGAUGAAUUUGUUCAAAACUAUAAAAAUCUGAGCUCUUUUAAUGAGAAUGAGCUUGCAAAUCUGCAUAUGGAAUUGAGACCUCACAUACUUCGAAGAGUUAUCAAAGAUGUGGAGAAAUCAUUACCCCCCAAAAUUGAGCGUAUCCUUAGGGUUGAAAUGUCGCCUCUUCAGAAACAGUAUUAUAAGUGGAUUUUGGAACGUAAUUUUCACAAUUUGAACAAAGGAGUUCGUGGGAAUCAGGUUUCUCUUUUAAAUAUUGUGGUGGAAUUAAAGAAGUGCUGCAACCAUCCCUUCUUGUUUGAAAGUGCUGACCAUGGCUAUGGUGGGGACUCAGGAAGUAGUGACAACAGUAAACUAGAGAGAAUUGUUUUUAGCAGUGGCAAGCUUGUCAUACUUGACAAGCUCCUUGUUAAAUUGCAUGAAACCAAGCAUCGUGUUUUGAUUUUCUCUCAGAUGGUUAGGAUGUUAGAUAUACUGGGAGAGUAUAUGUCCCUUCGAGGGUUUCAAUUUCAGAGGCUUGAUGGCAGUACAAAAGCUGAGCUUCGACAACAAGCAAUGGAUCAUUUCAAUGCACCUGGUAGUGAUGAUUUUUGCUUCCUUCUUUCAACACGGGCAGGAGGUCUGGGUAUCAACCUUGCUACAGCAGACACUGUUAUAAUAUUUGAUUCUGAUUGGAAUCCUCAAAAUGACCUGCAGGCAAUGAGUAGAGCUCAUAGAAUUGGACAACAAGAAGUUGUUAACAUAUAUAGAUUUGUUACAAGCAAAAGUGUUGAGGAAGAUAUUCUGGAACGUGCUAAGAAGAAAAUGGUUCUGGACCACUUGGUGAUUCAAAAACUAAAUGCAGAGGGUAGACUGGAGAAGAAAGAAGCCAAAAAAGGAGGAAGUUAUUUUGACAAAAAUGAGCUGUCUGCAAUCUUACGAUUUGGAGCAGAGGAGCUCUUUAAGGAAGAAAGAAAUGAUGAAGAAAGCAAGAAACAACUCUUAAGUAUGAAUAUAGAUGAGAUUCUUGAAAGAGCAGAAAAAGUUGAAGAGAAGGAAGCUGACGGGGAACAAGGAAAUGCGUUAUUGGGUGCUUUUAAGGUUGCCAAUUUUUGCAAUGAUGAAGAUGAUGGAAGUUUCUGGAGCCGUUGGAUAAAGCCUGAUGCUGUAUUCCAAGCAGAGGAAGCUCUUGUUCCUCGAUCUGCUAGAAAUAUUAAAAGUUAUGCAGAAGUUGAUCCAUCUGAAAAAAGUAAUAAAAGAAAAAAGAAGGAACCUGAACCACUUGACCGAGUUUCGAAACGUCGGAAAGCAGAGUAUUCCGCUCCUGCAGUACCAAUGAUUGAGGGAGCAUCUGUCCAAGUGAGAAAUUGGUCAUAUGGGAAUUUAUCUAAAAGAGACGCACUUCGUUUUUCUCGUUCAGUUAUGAAAUAUGGCAAUGAGAGCCAAGUUGACUUAAUUGUUGCCGAGGUUGGUGGUGCUGUUGGGGCUGCUCCACCUGGAGUACAGAUUGAACUUUUCAAUGCUCUUAUUGAUGGCUGUACAGAAGCAGUAGAACUUGGAAAUCUUGAUGCAAAGGGGCCUUUGCUGGAUUUUUUUGGUGUACCAGUGAAGGCAAAUGAUCUACUUACCCGUGUCCAACAACUUCAACUUUUGGCAAAGCGCAUUGGUCGAUAUGAAGAUCCUAUUGCACAAUUUCGUGUGCUGUCAUAUCUCAAACCAUCAAACUGGUCCAAAGGUUGUGGAUGGAAUCAAAUUGAUGAUGCUAGAUUGCUUCUUGGAAUACAUUACCAUGGGUUUGGUAAUUGGGAAACUAUUAGAUUAGAUGAAAGACUUGGCCUUACGAAAAAAAUUGCACCUGUAGAACUUCAACACCAUGAAACUUUCUUGCCACGAGCUCCAAAUUUGAAAGACCGUGCUAAUGCCCUUCUGGAGCAAGAACUUGCGGUUCUUGGUGUGAAAAAUGCCAACAGCAGAGUUGGACGGAAGCCUUCCAAGAAAGAGAGAGAAAAUAUGAUUAAUAUCUCACUGUUACGUGGGCAGGAGAAAAAGAAAAAAUCGAGUUCUGUUAAUGUCCAAAUGAGAAAGGAUAGAUUUCAGAAACCCCAGAAGGUUGAAUCUAUAGUAAAGGAAGAGGGUGAAAUGUCUGACAAUGAGGAAGUAUAUGAGCAGUUUAAGGAGGUAAAAUGGAUGGAAUGGUGUCAAGAUGUGAUGGUUGAAGAAAUGAAAACUUUGAAACGUCUUCACAGGUUGCAGCAAACUAGUGCCAAUCUUCCAAAGGAAAAGGUGCUUUCAAAAAUACGGAACUAUUUACAACUUCUUGGGAGAAGGAUAGAUCAAAUUGUGCUAGAACAUGAACAGGAACCCUAUAAGCAAGAUAGAAUGACUGUGCGACUGUGGAAAUAUGUGUCCACCUUUUCCCAUCUUUCAGGGGAGAGGCUUCAUCAAAUAUAUUCCAAACUUAGACAGGAGCAAAAUGAGGCAGGGGUUGGCCCCUCUCACGCCAAUGGGUCAGUAUCUGUUUCAUUUAGCAGAAAUGGAAAUCCAUUCCAUCGCCAUAUGGAGAGGCAGAGAGGAUUAAAAAAUAUGGCUCCCUAUCAAAUGCCAGAACCAGUUGAUAAUACUGGGAAAUCUGAGGCAUGGAAACGAAGAAGAAGAACUGAAAGUGACAAUCAUUUCCAGGGUCAGCCACCACCUCAAAGGACCUUAAGUAAUGGAAUCCGGAUUACUGAUCCUAACUCACUCGGGAUCCUAGGUGCUGGGCCAUCGGACAAACGCUUUGCUAGUGAGAAACCUUAUAGGACACAACCUGGUGGGUUUCCUUCAAGACAAGGCUUCUCUUCAGGUAUAAAGUAACCAGCUUGGUGGGGAUUAGAGUGGCUGAUUACAAGAGUGUUGGCUGUUGGCUUUCACUCUGCAUUUAUACAGCUUCAGCAAUUGUACAUUCUGUGGAAUUUUUUUCUUCCACCCAUGCGAAUAAGACCUUGCGGAUCCCUUUUUGGUGUGUUUUGGCGGAUAUGAGAAAUAUCCCUACACUGGGAUUCACAUCCUUGAAGAUGGCUGAAGCCGAAAAGAUCUAAUGCAAGAUGAAAAACUAGUCUUGCCAAUUGUUUCUUUUUCCUUUUUGAUUUCUACUCCUUCGAAGAUAUGACCAAGCAAAGUGACAUGGCGAAAAUCUUGAAAAGCGAAGAGUUUUACCCACUUGCUAUAGACAUACUUAGGAAACUGUACAUUGUCAAUUCUGCAAUUUUAUUCGAUUUUACUGCUCACCCCAUAAAGUAUUAUGUUAGCUGAUGUAGACAAAAAAUGUAUUGGAUUUUUGUGGUAAUUAUAGCUUUAAUUUUCGAGAUUUUGUAGCUCCUUCAAGUGAGUUUCAUUAGUGAAUAGUGAAUGAAAAGUUUUUUUUUUUUUUUACUCAGCAUAGUGAAUGAAAAGUGAUUUCUCGGCUUCUUGCCUAA